ACCACCUGAGCCUGGCGAGAGCCCGGGCGCACGCAGUCUUCAGCCUCCUCCUUUCCGCCUCUGGGGGCUGGCGCGCAGAGUCUCCCCGAGAUAGCGCCGCCGCCGCUCCCCGCGCCACCCCGUCGUUGGCCUUGGGGGUCGGGAUGCUGCGGCAGGUUCUGCACAGGGGCUUGAGGACGUGUUUCUCCCGGCUCGGCCACUUCAUUGCGAGUCACCCGGUUUUCUUCGCCUCGGCGCCCGUGCUCAUCUCCAUCCUGCUCGGCGCCAGCUUCAGCCGCUACCAGGUCGAGGAGAGCGUGGAGCACCUGCUGGCGCCCCAGCACAGCCUCGCCAAGAUCGAGCGCAACCUCGUCAACAGCCUCUUCCCGGUCAACCGCUCCAAGCACCGACUCUACUCGGACCUGCAGACCCCCGGGCGCUACGGCCGGGUCAUCGUCACCUCCUUCCAGAAAGCCAACAUGCUGGACCAGCAUCACACCGACCUGAUCUUAAAGUUGCAUGCGGCUGUGACCAGGAUCCAGGUCCCGAGGCCUGGUUUUAAUUACACGUUCGCCCACAUAUGUAUCCUGAAUAAUGAUAAGACUUGCAUCGUGGAUGACAUAGUGCAUGUCCUGGAGGAGCUAAAGAACGCUCGGGCCACCAACCGGACCAAUUUUGCUAUCACAUACCCGAUCACUCACUUAAAGGACGGGAGGGCAGUGUACAAUGGACACCAGCUUGGAGGCGUCACUGUGCACAGCAAGGACCGGGUAAAAUCCGCAGAGGCCGUCCAGCUCACCUACUACCUGCAGUCAAUCAACAGUCUCAACGACAUGGUGGCUGAGAGGUGGGAGUCCAGUUUCUGUGACACUGUCCGACUGUUCCAGAAAUCCAACAGCAAAGUCAAAAUGUACCCUUACACGUCCUCCUCACUGAGGGAAGAUUUCCAGAAGACCAGCCGUGUAUCAGAACGUUACCUGGUCACCAGCCUGAUCCUGGUGGUCACCAUGGCCAUCCUGUGCUGCUCCAUGCAGGACUGCGUCCGCAGCAAGCCCUGGCUGGGUCUGCUCGGGCUGGUGACCAUAACCCUGGCCACGCUCACCGCGGCCGGCAUCAUCAAUCUUACCGGUGGGAAAUACAAUUCCACCUUCCUGGGAGUCCCUUUCAUCAUGCUAGGUCAUGGAUUGUAUGGGACUUUUGAAAUGUUAUCCUCCUGGAGGAAAACUAGAGAAGACCAACAUGUUAAAGAGAGAACUGCAGCAGUCUAUGCAGACUCCAUGCUCUCCUUUUCUCUCACCACUGCCAUGUACCUGGUCACCUUCGGCAUAGGGGCCAGCCCUUUCACGAACAUUGAGGCAGCCAGGAUUUUCUGCUGCAAUUCCUGUAUUGCAAUCUUCUUCAACUACCUCUAUGUACUCUCGUUUUAUGGUUCCAGCCUGGUAUUCACUGGCUACAUAGAAAACAAUUACCAGCAUAGUAUCUUCUGUAGGAAAGUCCCAAAGCCCGAGGCAUUGCAGGAGAAGCCGGCAUGGUACAGGUUUCUCCUGACAGCCAGAUUCAGCGAGGACACAACUGACGGCGAGGAAGCGAACACUUACGAGAGUCACCUAUUGGUAUGUUUCCUCAAACGCUAUUACUGUGACUGGAUAACCAACACCUAUGUCAAGCCUUUUGUAGUUCUCUUUUACCUUAUUUAUAUUUCCUUUGCCUUAAUGGGCUAUCUGCAGGUCAGUGAAGGGUCAGACCUUAGUAAUAUCGUAGCAACUGCGACGCAAACCAUUGAGUACACUACUGCCCAGCAAAAGUACUUUAGUAACUACAGUCCGGUGAUUGGGUUUUACAUAUACGAGUCCAUAGAAUACUGGAACACUAGUGUCCAAGAAGAUGUGCUAGAAUACACCAAGGGGUUCGUGCGGAUAUCCUGGUUUGAGAGCUAUUUAAAUUACCUUCGGAAACUCAAUGUGUCCACUGGUUUGCCUAAGAAAAACUUCACAGACAUGUUGAGGAAUUCCUUCCUGAAAGCUCCCCAAUUUUCACAUUUUCAAGAGGACAUCAUCUUCUCUAAAAAGUACAAUGAUGAGGUUGAUGUAGUGGCCUCCAGAAUGUUUCUGGUGGCCAAGACCAUGGAAACUAACAGAGAAGAACUCUAUGAUCUCCUGGAGACCCUCAGGAGACUUUCUGUCACCUCUAAGGUGAAGUUCAUUGUCUUCAACCCAUCCUUCGUGUAUAUGGAUCGAUAUGCCUCCUCUCUGGGAGCCCCCCUGCACAACUCCUGCAUCAGUGCUUUGUUCCUGCUCUUCUUCUCGGCAUUCCUGGUGGCAGAUUCUCUGAUUAAUGUCUGGCUCACUCUAACGGUUGUGUCCGUGGAGUUUGGAGUUAUAGGUUUCAUGACCUUAUGGAAAGUAGAACUGGACUGCAUUUCUGUGCUAUGCUUAAUUUAUGGAAUUAACUACACAAUUGACAAUUGUGCUCCACUGUUAUCCACCUUUGUUCUGGGCAAGGAUUUCACAAGAACUAAAUGGGUAAAGAAUGCCCUGGAAGUGCACGGGGUAGCGAUUUUACAGAGCUACCUCUGCUAUAUCGUUGGUCUGAUUCCUCUUGCAGCUGUGCCUUCAAAUCUGACCUGUACACUGUUCAGGUGCUUGUUUUUAAUAGCAUUUGUCACCUUCUUUCACUGCUUUGCCAUUUUACCUGUGAUACUGACUUUCCUGCCACCCUCUAAGAAAAAAAGGAAAGAGAAGAAAAAUCCUGAAAACCGGGAGGAAAUCGAAUGUGUGGAAAUGGUGGAUAUUGACAGUACCCGAGUGGUUGACCAAAUUACAACAGUGUGAUAGAGUCUGCUUGUUAUAUUUUCACCCUAGGUCUUAUCGAGAGCAAAGAGAUUAUGUUAAUGAAACAAAUUCAAAGUUGUUCUUUCUUUUUUAAGAAACAGACAUUGCCAAAGUAAAGGACAAGGGGGGAAAUGGGCAUUGCAUAUUUUCAGUCUUUUAAACAAAAGGACUGCUACCAGAAAGAAUUUACACACACAUACACACACACAGACACAUCUCUUAAACUAAGAUCAAAUAGAAGAAAGCUUAUUAGCAAGCAGAAUCCUAUUUUAUUCACACUGCAGAUGUUGCUGGUAUUGUGACAAAAACCUACUGAUUGAAAGGUCAGCUGCCAAAGCAGAAAUAGCUUUAAGCGUUGUUCAAACAAUAAAGCUUCCAGAACUUCUGCAGAGCAGUAGCUCCGGGCAGAGUCUAUGGUUUGAGGUCUUAGCUGUCUCAUCUAGCUCCCCAGCACCCCAAGGAGAUGCUUUCAAAAGUUCUAGCCAGCAAAAGCAAGCCACAACCUUGGAAGUGACCCAUGGUAGAGUGGCCAUCACCCAUGGAAUGAAAUUGAGUGAUUCCCAAAUUCGCCCAGGUGAGGCAGUUUUGUUGUGCAGAAUGAAGAAAUCAUAGCCCCCCAUCAGCAUACUUUGACCAUGUGUAUGAUUUGGUGAAUACACCUUUAAACCAAUGACAGCUCCAGCACUGCGGAGUUGGAGCGAUUCUAUUUUGGAAUAUCUUGUUGCUUGUCACCAAAUGGAUCUGCUUUAUUAGUUACAGCUCUUGGCAGGAGGCUCCGGGUACCCAAAGCUGCAGAGCCAAACCCAAAUACCUGGCAAGAUGAAGGAAAAGCAGGUGUCUACUUGAACCCAGAGGCAGUGUCUCCAUUUUAACAAAAAAUAUGGCCAACUGGUACAGCUGUUUGUGGUCUGACCCUACAUGCAGUGUUUGUGUGGCUGCCCAGAAGCAACAUCUGCUUGUGCAUAGCUGAGGAAGGAGAAACGAACCCUGAAAUGGUCAUCUGCCGUAACAUUUCAAGUGGCAGGGCCAGUCUGCCUUCGCUAUGAGACAUGGCUGCUCAGAGACGCAGAGGAGAAAAGGAAGUUCUUUGGUGAGUGCUAAGUCCUGAAACUGAGAAGCUUCCUAGAAGUGCAGGCAGGGAGAUGAAGGACUGAAGGCGAGACAGAUGGAAAUGACUGGAAGACGUAAUCACCAAUACACGUUUAUCAGUGAUGGUGGUCAAACGUUUCUGCUAAGCUGGCUGCACUUUCAUCAUCCUGGUGCCCCCCACCCCGCCCCCCACAAACCUUCGCUGGUGCCCGUCCAAUGCACUGCGCGGCCCUUCUGUACAUUAACGAGCCUAGAUGUUUAUACUGUUGGUCACAGUAUUUACAGGCUCUAAACAGAAACAACUUUGACUGGAAGAGGCUGUGUAUGUUGCCCCAGACCUCUGCAUUUCUUUAUGUCUAUAAAAAUGACGCUAUUUCCUGGUCACAUUUGAGGCAAAUGUCUACAGUAUUUUUCCCUUUUAGAGAUGUAGCUUAUUUAGACAUCUAUAGUGGGAAGCGCUUCCCAAAAGCACCUUUGCUCUCUGUACUGUGCAACUUCCCCAUCCUCCGCACAGGAGGAAACUGAGACCUAGGAGAGUAAAGCGACUCAGCCAGGGUCACACCGCUAGAGGGUUUCCAUCAUUUUAGCAUGCCUAAGACAGGGCAAACCACUUUAAGAUUUUCCCUUAAGAGGGCUAUUACUCCCUUCAAAGUACAUUUCCAAGGAAAAGAACAUAGGACUUUAUUGGCCACAUGGCAGAUUUUUUUUUUUUAAUGUCUGGGUAAUGUUUGGGAUUUUGGUUUGCCAUUGUCUUUCCAAACAGCAAAAAUGCCCAAAUGAUUCCAGUGUAAAUGCACCAAGUGCAAACCUGUGCUUUCUAUUUCCUGUACUGUCGUUCACUCAGUUCUCAAUACGUAGCUAGUGCGUUACACAUUUGUUCAGUCUCUCCUGCAGACACACUAAGCGAUCAUACCAACGUGUUAUGCACUCAACUAGAAGAUAAUGAGCUUUAAUCUGAGGACAAGUACAGUCCUCGAAAAAGGGCAAGUUCGCAUAAUAGAUCUGCGAUCAAUUCUCUCUCCAAGGGGCCUGCAACUAGGCUAUUAUUUAUAAAACACAGCUGAAGAGGGGAUUGGUUUUAUUCUUAAAUCAUAUGUUGCUAAAUCAUUUUCUGAGCAGUGUGUUCUAAAUCAGCCAUUGAUUUAGUGUCGGCCACGUGGAGCACCUCGGGUUAAAGCGACUCCACAAACACUGAUACAAUACACACACCAAUUAAAUGGAUUUUGCUGAGAAUUUAAUCAUUCAAUUUGAUCAACCAGAAUGACUUGCUGUGGAACUUUGUUUUAUGACAGAUAGUAGUUUCCCAACUUGAUUGAGUCUCUGUAUACCUUGGAAUAUUGUAUUUUUAGACGAAGGGCAUUUUCAACCUUGUCAACUUCCCUUUUCAGCACUUGAAAUCAAGGCUUAUGGAAUUCUGACUAUGGAAUGAUUUUUUUUUUUACUAGGGGACUCUGCAUGCCAAGAUUUAUUGUUUAUUGUUAGAUCAUUAUUAUUUACUCGUUAAUUAUUAUUAUUUACUCAUUAAUGAUUACUGUUCUGAAAGCAUUGGGUUAGCCCCAUCAUGGAGAAGACACUUGAGAAGCAACUCCAAAUCACAUCCCCAUAAAAUUUAAGUCUUUAUCUUUACUUCAUGAAGUUUUUCUUUUUCAAUUGCUAUAAAGAGGGAAGGAACAAGCCUAGCAAACACUUGCAAAAGUUUUAGUUUCAAUUAAUUCCAACCAAGACAUUAAUGUUCACUUUACCAAAGAAACUUAUUGGUUGGUUUUGAGUUGGUGUUUGUUUACCAAAGAAAAUAUUCCAUUUGUCAAAAAAAUUUCUCCUGGUCAACUAAAAAACUGUGAUACUUGGGUGUUCUUGACCAGUCAUAACGAAGAAAAGGAAAGGGUCAGGGUGAUAUUCCUUCAUUGAAUAGAACUCUGCAGAAUAUGUAAAUUUACAAGAAGCUUGGGGUUUGCAACAAAGAAAAUGAUACUGAAACACGGCAUUAUUGUUUAGCCCCAUACCAAUGGUCCAACAAGUACCACGAGGGCUCCUUGUGCUAAAAGAAGGCCAUUUUCUCCAAA
Messenger RNA from Lutra lutra (Eurasian river otter), 5962 nucleotides. It is a transcript of the gene PTCHD1, whose product is annotated as patched domain containing 1. Gene Ontology annotation, cellular component: synapse; plasma membrane. Gene Ontology annotation, biological process: cognition; chemical synaptic transmission. Lineage: Eukaryota; Metazoa; Chordata; Mammalia; Carnivora; Mustelidae. The transcript is spliced from 5 exons. The record is from RefSeq and is a predicted model, not a curated record. The coding region runs from base 144 to 2810 and encodes 888 amino acids.